Messenger RNA from Somion occarium, 3179 nucleotides. The record is from the annotation of a GenBank genome assembly. NCBI's taxonomy places the organism in Eukaryota, Fungi, Basidiomycota, Agaricomycetes, Polyporales, Cerrenaceae.
AUCCUGUCUGCAUGGACUCUUCCUAGAAGGCAGACACGCUCAUGUUUGCCGUGUGUAAAUUACAAGGACAGGAACGCUGUUGGUAUGAACCCGGACUGAUCGAGGAUCACUAAUCUAAUCAGUAAAACAACGCCUUCGGCUUGUUCAUCGACGCUCCCAUGACAGAGCCACUUUCCAAUCAGCUGGACAUUGUCAAGCAACCGGAGCGCACUGCAAUAUGGUCCAUAUAUACUCACAUGGCUCCAGGGCCUCCUUUUCUCCCUUUUCUUACAGGUUAAUCUUCCCCUUUUGUGGCGCAGAGAAGUCUGUUUGGACUAUUCAGUUAUCGAUCCAUAGUAUCAUCCCUAAGGCCUACGGACUUUGCUAAGCAACGUCACGAUGGCCCUGGCGGGAUGGCAUCGAGGAGAACGCGCUAUCCAACAGAAGCUUGGAUUUGAUGGACCCAUGAGCACCGCAUACACUUGGAUCGAGGGCGCUAUGCCCUAUGAGCAUCAGCUCUUUCAUUCCACACGUCUACCCUUUGUUUCGGUAACCGCUGUUGAUGACCUGGGUCGCCCGUGGUCCUCAAUAUUUGCAGGUUCUAAUGGUCAAUCUGGAUUCAUCAGAAGUCCGACGUAUGAUAAGCUGAUCAUGGACGUUCACUUGUGGGAAGGGGAUCCCUUCAUUGAGAAUGCGAAACUAUUUGGAUCAAAGAGAAUGCUUGCUGCCGGAAUCGGAAUUGAGUUUUCGACACGGAGACGCAAUAAGUUUGCGGGGCACAUCUCGAAACUGGAUGAUAAGGGCGAUACUAUCUUUCAUCUCGAAUUUGAGGUAAAUCAAGCUAUUGGGAACUGCCCGAAGUACAUCAACGCUCGUGACUUGAUCCCACAUCCAGAUACCCACCCCACGGUCGUUCACCGACAUACGCGACUAAACGCAGACGAUCGUCUUCCGCCUGAACUCAUUGAGUUUAUUCAUACUUCGGAUACUGUAUUCCUAGGGUCGCAUUAUCACGCAACAAAGGAAGACGAGCUGUGGUUUCCGUCACAUGUAGGCCAAAACCAGCGCGGCGGGCGGCAAGGCUACAUUCGAGUCCGACCAAGCGACAAUAGGACCAUCGUCCUCCCAGACUACUCUGGCAACCGUCUGAUGACGUCUCUCGGAAAUAUCGAAGCUACACCUGUUGCAUCCCUCACUUUCGUCUCAUUUACAACCGGAGACAUUCUCUACAUUACGGGAGAAGCCCAUACUCUCAUAGGGACUCCGGCCCUGAAAUUGAUGCCACGCCAGGAUGUGCUCACGACCAUCUAUGUGACUGGAUAUAUUUUUGUCCGAGACGCACUUCCUGUCCGACAACGUCCAGGCUCUGAAGUGCAACAGAGCCCUUAUAGCCCUCCCAUCCGCUUACUCGCUGAGGAAAUGACUUCUAAUAAUAGGCCAAAGUUCUCCGAUGACAUUUCUGUGACUCUCACUUCUAUUGACCUUCACAGUAACGAUGUCGCUACCUUCACAUGGGAAGCAUCUAAACCGCUGUCGAUCAUCCCAGGGCAAGCAGCCAUUUUAGACUUCACAGACCUGGUUGGUGCACGGGAGUACCAACACAUGGCUCCUUUUAAACCGUCUUCAGUCAACGACGAUCGGAUUCGUACCUGGACUAUCUCCAGUGCCCAAUCGUUCCAUACGCAAGCUAUCCAAAGUCGAAUAGAAGGGACAAAGACGUUCUCAUUGACGAUGCGUGAAAAGCCUGGUGGUGCCGUUACAGGCGCCCUGUUUACCAUCUCGCGGAAGCUCAAAGCUGCAAAGCCAGAGUUUUUGAAAGACGCAAGCCCCCUUGGGUUGAAAGUCAAGUUAAUUGGGAUCAGUGGGGAUUUCAUCUUGAAGGCGCCACAAGUUCCUUCAACUGUGCUAGUGGAGCGCUCGACCAUGCAGUUGCUCUGGAUCGCAGGUGGCAUCGGUAUAACGCCUUUCCUUAGCAUGCUCAGUGCUAUUGUCGGUGGUUCGACGGAUGAGUCGUCUACGGAAUAUGAUAUAAUAUUUCUCCUUGCGACUCGCGAACCUGAAGUCCUCCUUCCUCUUAUCUCCCGUGUCCUCAACCUCUCUUCAAUUUCAGCCAACACCCCCACCGCAUCUCGUAUCCACCUCAAGCUAGACGUGUUUUCACACAAUCCCAUCCCUUCGUUCGACUCGCCACCAAACCCGGAUGAAGUCAGGAUGGAGUUUAGCCCUCGUAAGGGUCGUCUCGACAGUAAAUUCUUCAAUGAGCUGCGGGGCACGGAUAUUGUGAGUAGAAGUGCGUACCUGUGUGGACCUGAAGAGUUUGAGAAGAAGAUUUUGGAAAUGUUGGAGGAGGUCAGUGUGGAUAGGACGAAAGUGAGGAGAGAGGGGUUCGAGUAUUGACUGAGCACCGAAGAAGCUGGUACGCAAAUCCAAUACAUGGAUUUUAUUCAAACCGCCGCAUUACUUACUGCCCUUUUAUUUCCUUGUUAAAUUAGGUUUAUAUUGGAUUUGUCUUGAAGCGACAUCCACGGCGGUGAAUUUGCCGAAUGCAUUCCACGAAUACUUCACCUUCCUGUUCGAGGGGUCACAUGGUGACACAGAUUAUGAGUUGGUCGAUCGGGAUCGGUCGAGAUCGAAACCUUUGACAACCUGGUCAGGGGAGGAUAAGCAGUGCUUCAAGUUGGCUUCAAGACUACGUUCUGAACACAAGGAACAGGUUUUUGUUCCUGGGUGUAUGGUACACUCUCCUCUCACCAACCUCUCCGCGGACCACAUUAUACAUACAUACAUCGGUUCUUGCAGCAAUCCGGUGGAAUGACCUUUCUACCGUGUGGUACAAUAUAAAUAUAUAUGUUCCACGGACCUGCCAUACACAUGCGCGCAUACUGCAACAACACUCGUAAGGAUCGAGAUAAGUUAUAUGUUUGGGGGUGUAGAAUGGGCAAGUCGUAACGACAGCGAGAAAUGUCCGUCCGACAAUUCACCUGUGCCCUCAUUCGUACAUCUCAGUCCUUGAUUUACAUACUUUGACAUACCCAGUCUGAUAUACUCUGAUAGCAGUGAGUCAAAGUCAUGAUCAUAUGCAUUCAGCGUACGUACAAAGGCACAAUCGAAGCGGCUCAAAUACCUUACGCUACACGGUUAAACCACGGGUAGUAACUGUUAAUAGUGACAGCUUAAUAUAACAUAGUAGAGUUACCGCC